AUGUCUGAGACCUCGUUUGUGCCCGAGACUGAGCCGGCUGGAGGGGUCAGUCAGAGCGUCACAGUGUCCCUCCUUAGCGGACGCUCAGUGCAAGUUCCCGCAACGGCCAGCACGGUACUUGGUACGAUUAAAGUGGAGGCAGCUCGCCUGCUGGGUGUCUGCGUCGCGAAGUUGGUACACGCAGAUGGCUCGUCACUUGAUGAGCAGCAAACCCUGGCAGAUGCAGGCCUUGAUUUGGGGCAGACGCUACAAGUUCUGGUGCGCACAACAAUCGAGGUGGGAGACUUGGUGAAAGUUCAAGACGGAGUGACGCCAGCCUUUGGCUGGGGUUCUGUCAGUGCUGACGAGUGUGGGAAGGUUACCUCCAUCACAGGCGACAAUUGCAGUGUCCACUUUCCAAGACAUGCAGGAUGGAGUGGCAGACUCGAUCAGAUGGAACUGGUUGGGCCUGGGGAUCCGCCAAAACCACCGGUGAGCAAACCACCACAGGCGAUUGAUGUUGGGUACCUAGUGAGAGUCCGAGACGGAGUGAUACCGUCCUAUGGCUGGGGUGACACCACGCCCGGCGAUGUUGGGAAAGUUGUCUCCGUAAGUGGCGAGAAUGUCAACGUCAACUUUACAAGCCAGUCAGGAUGGAGUGGUCGUCUCGACGAGAUGGAGGUG
Messenger RNA from Symbiodinium sp. CCMP2456, 663 nucleotides. Lineage: Eukaryota; Dinophyceae; Suessiales; Symbiodiniaceae. The record is from the annotation of a GenBank genome assembly.